GUGACAAGUCGCAUAACGUGUGCUCAGUACGUUUCGAUAAGUGACUUCGGUUAAUCGUGCACAUCGCAGUGCCCACGCUGCUUAGACUUCUCAUUUAAACUGUGAAAUAGACCGCUCAUCAACUCUGGUGCCUCAACACGAUGACUCAAGCUCACACGUGCGCGAGUGCCGACCGCCACGUGUCUCACCGGCUCACGGGCGACUCACCACACGAGGAGGGCAAUUGAUAUAAUUGUCGCUCGACUUCAACGAUCAUACAAAGACGUCUCAUUUAUACACCGCUCAUCGAUUCUCAGGUCUCUCAUCGGGCGCAGCUCAUUGACGUCUCAUCAUGCCGGAUCCCGCCAAAGCCGGGACGGGCGGCAAGACCCCGCCAUUGCUCGAGCUGCCGGACGACAAGCGCACUUCAGAUCGCCAGACCUCACCGGUGCGUUUGUCUGCGGAACUCACGUUAAAGGUGCAGACACAAAUGAACCGCAUCGCGACAGUGCGGAAAAUCGGCGAGACGUUGCCAUCGACUCCAGAUGACACGUCAGUGGAUGAGGUCCUGCAGAUCUCGAUCCAGCUCGAGGAAGUGCACAAGGCAUUCCUCAAGGAACACGCCUAUUUCGAGGUCUCAUGGCCGGCGGCGCUCAUUUCUCACGAGUAUUUCUCAAAAAACGCCUUCGCCGUGGAGGCGGAAGAGUGUAUGACGGCUUGUCGCGCUCUGGCAAAGCUCAAGGGCGCAUUGGCGGAAAAGAUCGCUCCAACGACAGCUCCUGUAGCGGCGCAGCCCUCACAAUCACAGCAGAGAUUGCCGGACAUCAGCAUCCCGUCCUUCAAGGGUGUGUACGAGGCAUGGCCUACGUAUCGCGAUCUCUUCAAGGCGGUUAUUUAUGACAGCCAACGGCUCACAGACGUGGAGAAACUCCACUAUCUGCGGCUCUCACUGGAAGGCCCACCUGCUCAGCUCAUUUCCGGUUUGCCUCUCACCGGCGACUCGCUCAAACCAUCCUGGGAAAUGCUCGUCGAUCGCUACGAGAACAAGCGGCUGCUCAUUCAGUCUUAUCUGGACCAGCUCUUUGCCAGCUCAACACCGGUGCAGAAGAACGCCAAGGCACUGGACAAGCUGCUCAACACGUUCAAGGAGGGCAUCAAGGGCCUACAAUCCUUGGGCGUCUCGCAGGAUCUGGGCGACUGCGUCCUGGUGUACCAGUUGUCUAGGCAGCUGGAUCGCCAAACCAAGGAGCAGUGGGAGACAUCGUUGGGCGCCGCGCGCGAGUAUCCGCGAUUCGAGAAACUCGAGCAAUUUCUCAUCUCGCGAGCACGAGCACUCAAGAUGAUCGAAUCAACGGCCAGCUCAGGAAGCUCGGCAGGGGCUGCUUCAACAACACGGCGCUCCUCAACGGCUCAUCAUGCGGCAGCUCAACCGGCACGCACCAAUACAUCAGACGGCUCAACGGAGUACCCGUGCGACUGCUGUAACGGCACGCACUUCGUGGUGAUGUGCCCUAAGUUCAGGGAACUCUCACCGGGCGAUUGACAGAAGCUAGUCAUCUCAAGGAGG
Molecule: messenger RNA, 1546 nt
Organism: Temnothorax curvispinosus
Lineage: Eukaryota; Metazoa; Arthropoda; Insecta; Hymenoptera; Formicidae
Exons: 2
Coding region: 332-1522 (396 amino acids)
Source: RefSeq, a predicted model, not a curated record